AGGAGAUUGACCACGAUAACGCGAGUGUUGAUCAAAGAAAGCGUCGACAUGACGCCAAUUUUAAAAUAAGUUGAUCACGCAACGCUAUUCAUUACGUGUAGAUGAACCGAGAACACAAAAACCCGUCGAUAGGUCAUUAUUUACGUUUCAUCUUAAACCCGGAAGUUGUAAGCGUUCAUAACGUCGCGCCGGUAUUUCCGUCCGACGUCUCGCCGACCCGUGAUACAAAGAAGGCACAACACAAGCACGCUCUGUCCAGACUCAGUUUAGUAUUUGUCUUCCUUUAAAACCCUCAAGUGUCUUACUUAGUUCUUCAGCGAUAGUAACGUCAAGUCAGGAUGUUGCUUCGUCUUUUUUCGAUUGUUUUUUGUGGGCGGCGCAGGGGAGGCGUACAGCCAAAACCGACCUCAUUAAUUAGUCCCUAAUCGAAACCAAAUGGCUGUCUCGCGCUAUAAUUAAUUGAAGAACACAUUCAAAAUAGAAUGGAAAAGUCGGGCUUUUUCCUACAUUAGGCAACCCUUCCUGAGAGCAAAUGGCAGCAAAUGAAGAAAAAGAACCCAAAUAGCCACAGAGUCGAGUGCUUGACGUGCCAGUGGAUGUGGCCGCAACAUGGGAGGAAAACUUUCAUUAUUCUACCGUGAAAGGUCUUCGGCAAUAAGGCUGUGGUUCAGUCUUCAUUUCAACCCGGAUCUUACCGCUCCUGUCCGGGUCCCAAAGUCUGGAGUGGCGCCCACGUGUGUGUUUGGCGUUUCCCUACAGACGCUGAGACAAAACGGGAAGAUGAUCCACGGCGUACCGCUCGUCUUACGAGAUAUGGUCGAGUUCUUGGAGAAAAACGCGAUGGACUACAAAGAUCUUUUUCGCGUGGGCGGCUCAGUGGCGAAGAUCCACCAAUUGAGACGGCGGCUGGAUCAUGGCGAGAAAGUCAAUCUGGAGCUGGAGCAAGUGCCCACUGUGGCUUCGCUCCUCAAGCUCUUCUUUCAACAGCUGCCUGACCCCAUCGUCCCCGAGUACCAACGCAGAAAUCUCGUGCAGAGCUUCAGAGCCAAUCCAGACGAAGCCCAGUUGAACUUGGCCUUGAAAAAACACCUCUGCCGCAUCCCGGACGACAACCUCGCCGUCCUGUUGUACUUUGCCGACUUCCUUUCCAAGUUGGCGGCUUGCAGCCAAUUGAAUCACAUGACGGUGGACACCCUCGCCACCGUUUUUGGACCUUGCAUCUUUCACGUUCCCGCCGGCUCCAAGAUGCUGGAGGAGCAGAACGUGUGCAACACCGUGAUGGUCCAUCUUAUCCGGAAGCACAAGAUCCUCCCUUUGCCCCCCGGCAUCUCCCGCCCACCUUCCCCGGCGUCCUCCAACCCUCAACACUUCUGAGGCAAAAGGAGGAGGAGGAGGUGGUGACGCUUCUCC
This is a messenger RNA of Hippocampus comes (tiger tail seahorse), 1410 nucleotides long. RefSeq names its product protein FAM13A-like. The coding region runs from base 610 to 1374 and encodes 254 amino acids. The record is from RefSeq and is a predicted model, not a curated record. The transcript has 6 exons. Gene Ontology annotation, biological process: signal transduction. Lineage: Eukaryota; Metazoa; Chordata; Actinopteri; Syngnathiformes; Syngnathidae.